Mangifera indica (mango) is the source of this 1946-nucleotide messenger RNA. Its product is annotated as putative laccase-9. Gene Ontology annotation, molecular function: copper ion binding; hydroquinone:oxygen oxidoreductase activity. Gene Ontology annotation, biological process: lignin catabolic process. The record is from RefSeq and is a predicted model, not a curated record. Gene Ontology annotation, cellular component: apoplast. NCBI's taxonomy places the organism in Eukaryota, Viridiplantae, Streptophyta, Magnoliopsida, Sapindales, Anacardiaceae. The transcript has 7 exons. The coding region runs from base 38 to 1786 and encodes 582 amino acids.
CUAAGACAACCAAGAGCAUACGAGUGCUUUGAAGAUAAUGGGUUUUCUUCAACAGUUGGUGGUAAUCAGUGGAUUAGCUUUGCUGGUCUGCUUGGUGCAAGCGGAAGUUCAUUACCAUGACUUUGUUCUUAGGGAGGAAAAUUUGACCAGGCUGUGCAACACCAACAAAAGGAUGCUGGUCAACGGCCAGUUUCCUGGGCCAACCCUUUAUGUUCACAAAGGUGAUACUAUUUUUGUCAAUGUCCAUAAUCAAGGAGGUUACAAACUCACAAUCCACUGGCAUGGGGUGAGGCAGCCAAGAAAUCCAUGGUCAGAUGGUCCUGAAUACAUUACACAAUGUGCAAUAAAACCAGGGACAAAUUUCACCUAUCAAGUUAUAUUUUCUGAUGAAGAAGGCACCCUUUGGUGGCAUGCUCACAGUGAUUGGACAAGAAACACUGUUCACGGCGCCAUUGUCAUUUAUCCUGAACAAGGAUCCACCUAUCCGUUUCCUCCCCCUUAUGCUGAAGAAAUUCUCAUACUUGGAUCUUGGUAUAUCCAAGAUGUCAAUCUCUUAGUCGACUAUGACCUAGAAACAACAGCAGUUUUACCCGUGUCGGAUGCUUACACAAUCAAUGGUCAACUUGGAGAUUUCGCCCAAUGCUCUAAAGAGCACACAUAUCGUUGGAUGGUCGAUUAUGGGAAGACGUAUCUUCUCCGUCUAGUGAACGCAGUGAUGAAUGCAGAAAUGUUUUUUGCCAUUGCUGGGCACAAUCUCACAGUCGUUUCACAGGAUGCUGCAUAUCUCAAGCCAAUUCUCACAAGCUACAUCGUCAUUGGCCCUGGACAAACCAUGGACGUUCUUGUUACGGCAGACCAAAAAUCUCUGGGUGGCCAAUAUUAUAUUGCCGCCAGACAAUUCUUUUCUGGCCAAACCAGUUUCACCUCAUAUGACAAAUUUAAUGUCACAGCUAUUCUCCAAUACAUCAAUGGAAACUACACACAGGAUCCAGAAACCAUAGAGUUUCCCACUUCUCUUCCUGAUUUUGAAGAUUACAAUGCCUCAGUCAGCUUCAGAAACAGAAAAAGGAGCUUAACGGUUCAGGAUGUGCCCAAGAAUAUUACUACCAGAAUGUACAUUGCGGCCGCUCUAAACCGGUUAAUGUACAAUAAUUCAGGAAAUAUUACUUCCCGUUUAGCUGCAAGCUUGAAUAAUGUCACCUGGGUUAACCCUUGGAUAAAUGUCCUUGAAGCCUAUUAUAAGAACAUGACAAGAUUUUAUACUGAGGAUUUCCCAGACUAUCCUCUAGAGUUCUACGAUUUCGUGUCGGAUACCAUAAACACGACACAAUCGCUACUGGCAACGAAGGUGAAAGUGCUUGAAUACGGUGAAGAAGUGGAGAUCGUACUUCAAGCAUCCAAUGUUUUGAAUGCAUCAGAGGAUCAUCUCAUGCAUCUUCAUGGACAUAGCUUUUACAUGGUUGGAGCUGGUGGAGGCAAUUUUGAUUUUGAUGAGGACCCUGAGUCUUACAAUCUGGCUGAUCCACCCCUCGUCAAUACUGCUACCCUUCCCAAAGAUGGAUGGGCUGCUGUUAGAUUCAAAGCACUUAAUCCUGGGGUGUGGCUGUGGCAUUGUCAUUAUGAUAAACAUUUAACUUGGGGAAUGAACACCGUUAUUAUAGUGAAGAAUGGGCCAACCGUUGAGACAUCUAUGCUUCCGCCACCAGCUUACAUGCCUCCUUGUGAUGCUCCUUCUACAAUUCAGAAGAAGACAUCCCAAUUUUCAAGCAAACAAACGACUGUCUAAGUGGUUUUGUUUUGUGGCAAAGAAUAUUGACUAUGGGUUAUGUAUUAGCAAAUGAUCUACGACUAGUUAAUUGAUCUUAUUAUGAAUAAGUUAGUACUUCUAUUAAACUUUCAAUUUUAAUGAAGAAUUUAAUGAAAAAGAUUAAAAUAAUUUUAACUUA